Molecule: messenger RNA, 6656 nt
Organism: Chroicocephalus ridibundus (black-headed gull)
Lineage: Eukaryota; Metazoa; Chordata; Aves; Charadriiformes; Laridae
Gene: IBTK
Product: inhibitor of Bruton tyrosine kinase
Exons: 28
Coding region: 573-4577 (1334 amino acids)
Biological process (GO): negative regulation of protein phosphorylation
Cellular component (GO): cytoplasm; nucleoplasm
Molecular function (GO): protein kinase binding; protein tyrosine kinase inhibitor activity
Source: RefSeq, a predicted model, not a curated record
CGGCGGCUCUGCGGCCAAUCGGCUGCCUGCUUCUUCGGGGGUGCGGUGGUCGCUGUUCCUGCGCCCCGCCGUGAACUGCUGGCACAGGCUGUCGCCGCCGUCGCUGCCUGAGGUGUCGCGGUAGCCUCAGCAGCCUGGCCCUGCCCCGGUGUCACUGAGGAUGAGCCCCUGCGCUGCCCAGCGCCCGUCCCACCCUGCCCGCCCGAGUCCAUUCAUCUAGCGACUGGUCUCCCUUGCAAUUAUGGAGUUUUAGAAGAAUAAGGUAGUGUGGAGGGGGAAUCCCCCUCUCCACACUUGAGGUAGUUCACUUUUGGAAUUUUCUACGGACAAGAAUAUUUGUUAUAUAAGAUGGUGAAAUAAGACUUCUAAAAAAUAUAUAUUUAUAAAUAUUUAUUUGGAUCAAGUGCCAAAUAUAGCAGUACAAAAACUUCUAAUGGCAGCUCAAUAAAACUGGACUUACAUCCUUGGAAUUACAAGUUUUUUAAGGCACUGUGUUGUGUACUGAAUUGGAGUGCCUUGAUAUACUUAAGGGGUCGUUCCCCUUAAGAAGAGGAGCAGCUUCAAAAGUGAAGAUGAAUUCUCUCAUGCCAGACUGCACUUCAAAGUGUCGAUCUCUACAGCAUGCUUUGGAUGUUAUUUCUGUGGUAACCAGAGGAAGUGAAGGCCAGAUCAAGGCCUUUCUCUCUUCUUACUGCUACAAUGCUGCAACUAUAAAGGAUGCCUUUGGUAGAAACGUUAUACAUCUUGCUUCAUCUUGUGGCAAAAAAGGUGUGCUAGACUGGUUGGCUGAGACCAAAGGAGUAGAUCUCUUGGCAAAAGACAAAGAGUCUGGAUGGACAGCUUUGCACAGAAGUAUAUUCUAUGGAUACAUUGAUUGUGUUUUGUCAUUACUGAAGCAUGGCGUUAGUCUGUAUGUUCAGGAUAAAGAAGGCUUAUCAGCCCUGGAUCUUGUGAUGAAGGAUAGGCCAAUCCAUGUGGUCUUCAAGAAAACCGAUCCCACUGAGGUCUACACCUGGGGAAACAAUAUAAAUUUUACUUUGGGUCAUGGUGGUCAACAGGGUAAACAUCAUCCUGAAUUGGUGGACCUUUUUCCUCGGAAUGGCGUGUAUAUCAAACAGGUGGUACUCUGCAAAUUCCACUCUGUAUUCCUUUCCCACAAAGGUCAAGUGUAUACAUGUGGACAUGGACAAGGAGGACGCUUGGGUCAUGGUGAUGAACAAACAUGCCUGGUUCCAAGACUUGUGGAAGGCUUAGCUGGCCAUCAGUGCUCCCAGAUAGCUGCAGCUAAGGAUCAUACAGUUGUUUUAACAGAAGAUGGAUAUGUUUACACAUUUGGCUUAAAUACUUUCCAUCAAUUGGGUAUUCUUCCUCCUCCUGCUAAUUGCACUGUUCCUAGACAGGUUCAGGCAAAAAACCUGAAAGGUAGAAUGGUGAUUGGAGUGGCGGCAGGCAGAUUCCAUACAGUGCUAUGGACUAAGGAAGCAGUGUAUACCAUGGGGCUGAAUGGCGGCCAACUAGGUUAUCUGCUGGAUCCGAAUGGAGAAAAAUGUAUAACUGCACCUCGCCAAGUUUCUGCUCUACAUCAUAAAGAUAUCUCUGUGUCCUUGGUCUCUGCAAGCGAUGGUGCUACAGUAUGCGUUACUGAAAGAGGAGAUAUUUAUUUGCUUGCAGACUAUCAGUGCAAAAAGAUGGCUUCGAAACAACUGAACCUUAAAAAAGUUCUUGUUAAUGGUGGAUAUUUGGAAUAUAAGGUAGAUACCCAGCAUCUUAAAGAAAACGGGGGUCAGAAGAUUUGCAUUCUAGCACUGGAUGAAGCUGGAAGAGUGUUUUGCUGGAAGUCAUCUAACAACUCCAUGAAACAGUGUCGUUGGGUGUAUGGCCGGCAAGUCUUCAUGUCCGAUGUUGCUUUAAAUAGGAAUGAAAUAAUGUUUGUCACACAGGAUGGUGAAGCCUUUACAGGGAAGUGGCUGGAAGAAGGGAAGAAAGUCUCAGAAAAGAAAGAACUUGUAUCAAGCCUUCAGAAUUCUUCAUGUGAUGUGUCUUGUGAACAUGAUGCAAACAGCGUGUAUGAAAGAAUUCGACUUCAGAAGCUUACUUUUGUCCACCGAGCUGUUAGUAUUGCCACCGAUCCUAAUGGCUGCAAUUUUGCUGUUUUACAGUCAGAUCCUAAAACAAGUCUCUAUGAAAUUCCAAGUGUGUCAUUAUCAAGUUUUGGAGAGGAUUUUGGCAAACUGUUAGAUGAAACAGAUGAAAUGGACAGCAUCCAUGAUGUGACUUUUCAGAUUGGCACAAGAACUUACCCUGUGCACAAAUACAUCUUGGCUGUACGCUCCGAAUUCUUCAAGAAGCUGUUUGUUUCCAGUGACAACCAGCUAGACACUCCAGACGUCUACCGUAAAGAUGAAGAUGCUGUUGGAUGUGAUCUUUAUGUAAUAGAGAAAGUUCAUCCAGAUCUGUUUGCGUAUCUUCUGCAGUUCAUAUACACUGAUACUUGUGAUCUUCUGACUCACGGUUACAAACCAAAAAUCCUGCAUAAAGGAAAAUCGGAAGAAUAUCAAGAUACUUUAAUUUCUAACCUGAGCAAAAUGAGUUUUGAUGAAAAUGUUAAUGGAAAGUCUGCAUUUGAGAUUUAUAGAAAUAAUCAAGUGCAAGUUAUAAAUGAAAAACAGAAGAGCAAAUCUAAAAAAGGCAAAGUUGUUGGUGAAGAAGCUAACCUCAUAAAAAUGUUGCAAAGUGCUGCAAGGAAGUUUGGACUCAGCAAUUUAAGUGGCAGGUUGGAUGGAGUCAGGUUAGAAAACGGAAAAAUUAACGUUGUCAACAAGAAGAAUGGGAACAAACCGAAGUUACAUCAGAAGAAAUGUUCAUACCUCUGCGAUGUGACACUGAAGUCUUUAGAUGGAAAGGAAUUCCCAUGUCAUAAGUGUGUACUUUGUGCAAGACUUGAUUAUUUUCACAGCAUGUUAAGCAGCUCCUGGAUUGAGGCUUCCUGUUGUUCAGCUCUGGAAAUGCCAAUCCAUUCUGACAUACUGCAGAUAAUUGUAGAUUACCUGUAUACAGAUGAAGCUCUUGCGAUAAAAGAUUCUCAAAAUGUGGAAUUCAUAUGUAAUGUUCUUGUGGUAGCAGAUCAACUUCUUAUAUCCAGACUCAAAGAAAUCUGUGAAGUAGCCAUUGCAGAAAAACUUACUUUAAAGAAUGCUGCCGAGCUGUUGGAGUUCUCAGCAAUGUAUAAUGCUGAACAGUUAAAACUGUCCUGCUUGCAGUUCAUAGGGCUCAAUAUGGCAGCUUUGCUUGAAGCAAGGACUCUGGAUGUAUUAAGUGAUGAAGUUGUAAAGGAUCUUUCUGUUUAUUACAGGAAAAUGAUUCCAGCUAUGGUCAGGAGAGUAAUUACUCCAUAUCCAGAUGGACCUGAUAUAAGUUCUUUUGAGCCUGAGGAAGGAGAGAACUUUGUCUUUUUAAGGGAAGAAAUGAAUACAGAACAAAACUCUCAGGAAGCCCUUUUCAAAAGAGCAAAAACUAAGGCAAAAAAGAAACCACGAAAACGAUCCGACAGCUCUGGAGGAUACAAUCUAUCAGAUAUUAUUCAGAGCCCAGCCUCUACAGGCUCAGUAAAACUGGAUAAAACUAACUCUGUAGAAUCACUUCCAGAACUCCUAACAUCUGACUCUGAAGGUAGUUAUGCAGGAGUGAGUAGCCCCAGAGACUUGCAGUCCCCUGACUUCACAAAAGGAUUUCAUCCAGAGAAGACUGAGAUGAAGGACAAAGCAUGCAGUCAGGGUAUGAAACCCUCUCAGCCUAACAAGGAGUUGAAGUUGUACAAGGGAUCAUCAGCACUGACGCAGUCUGUUCCACAGUGCAUUCCCAGUGCUAAAAACAGUUCUGCAAGCUCUCCCAAUUGGGUAGCAACCAGUUUCAGCCCUGCCAGCCCUCCUGCUAUGGAUCUCAGAACCAUCAUGGAAAUUGAAGAAAGUAUGCAGAAAUGUGGAACCAUGCCAAAGGCAAAUUCAGGCAGAAUGGCAUCUCAUGGAAUCAAGCUUUCUCAGAAGCAAAGGAAAAUGAUUGCCCUGGCAGCAAAGGAUAAUGGGUCAAUAACUAGCAGCACAGAGCCUACUACAUUAAUAACCACACCACCUCCACCUACAAAAGUUGCGAAACUAGGGAAUGCAUGGUCAUCUUCAUUGCAUUCUGCUUUGCCAAAGUCAUUCCGUGAUCUUGUAAUGGAAGAAGAAAAAUGCAUGAGUGCGAAUAAUUCAUCUGGUACUGGUAUCAAAAGAGCUGGAUGUAAAGGAACUGAGGAUUCAUCAGUCCAAAACACCACAAGUCCUUGGUUAUCAGCAUCACCAUCUAGCUCUCCUGUGAUAGCACCUGUCAUGUUUUCAGCUAUUGUAGAAGAGGAGCUCCAGCAAGAAGCUGCUCUUAUUAGGAGCAGAGAAAAACCUUUGGCUUUGAUCCAGAUCGAGGAAUGUGCUAUUCAAGAUUUAUUAAUCCACUAUGAAGCUUUUGACAACCCUGAUGAAUUUGUGACUGUUGAAAGGGCUCCGCAGGGACCUAUAGCAGCACCUAUGUGGAACAAGCACUAAUUUGUACUCUUCACAGUCCGUGUUGUAUGUGCACUUCUGAAGUUCUAAUCCUGGUUACAAGUAAAACAGGACUGGAAGAACAGCAAUCAUGUAAUUUUUAACAUCAGCAUUAAAACACUGCACAUGACCACUAGGUAUUUGUUAGGGAGAAUGGAAGUAGUGUGUUCACUGUGUCCUUUACCCACAGUAGAUAUUGUAUGUAUGUUUUGAGAGAAUUUCUUUAACAAAACAUAUUAUUAGUAAUGUUACAUGAAGCUGUAGAUUGGAAAUGUACUUGCUAAUCUUAAAUUGUGAGGGUUUUUUGUUAAAUUCACAGAUGGCUGAAAAGCGAGUGCUUAUUUUGUGAUUUAAUGUGGAAUUGAAUGUGUGGAAUUAUACAUCUUUAAAGUCAGGGGAGGGGGGUUAUGUUCUUCAGAGCUUCCUGGCAAAUUGGGAAUAUUGGAAAAAGCUUGUGCUUGAACUUCACGUAAAAGUACAGUUUGAUAAUGCAGUUUUCCUUAAGUUGUGUGUAAGUACGGGCUCUCUGAUUGUUGCGGCCAGUGCUUCUUGCUGUCAUGCUCCACCAUGAACCUCUAUGCUGUACCGAAGUGCCCUGCCGUUGCCUGCCCUCAGUUCGGUUGUGCAUGUUUUUUCCCUGUCGUGAGGCUGGCCUUCGAGCAGUCAACUCUGUUGUGAAGUAAAGCACGCAGGUGAAGAGAAUGUGGUGGCACUUAAUGAGCUCAUCUUAUAGUCUUAUUCCGGUAAAUAUGGUACAGUUUUAGAACCACUGUGUUUUAAGGAACAAUUCACCUGAAGUGCUGAGGAAAUAAAAGAUCUGUGUAUUCAUCGUUAAAGCUAUAGGGACGAAUGCUUGACUGUGGAAUUUGCAAACACCUAACCUUCAAAGAUUAUCAUAGGUGGCUUUCAGUAUUGUGUGUUCCAAAGUUCUCUGUGCCUGGUUUAAACAAAUUUACAUAUAUAUAUAUAUAUAAAAACAAAAAGUAAAAAAAAAGUAGCCUUAUCUGCAAUAUUCUGUCUAGUUUGUUUGUAUAGGUGUUUUUGAACUUGUACUUUUUCAGUAGUGUCAGUACUCACAAACUCUGGAAAACUGGAAUUGAGAGAGCUACAGAAAAUGAAUGUAGAGCGUUGAUCACUGUGUGAUAAAAAAAUCUUGGGGAAAAAAACCAAACAACUAUGUAGAUAAGUUUAAUGGUUUCAGGUCAAGCUACACCAAAAAAUCCCCCGUAAGAAUUGUAAACAAAUGCAAUAAACCAUAAAGUCUUGAUUUACACUAAGAUAAUGUACUUUUAUGUGCUGUGUAUAUAUAAUCAACGCUUUAGGUAACUAUAAAGUAAUCUAAAAGUAUUUCUUUUGUGUAUGAAACAAGAACUGUUGGCAUUUUGAAGCUACACAGGCAAAGGAAGAUGUAGCUUUUAAUUCUAUUUUUAAAUUCUACUGGUGAUUCAUUCACUAUACUGAUGAGAAUGCUCGCAUUAAGCGCUUUACUUGAUGCACUGCAGGGCCUUAGGGCCUGCUGAAACUGUCUUUUGGAAUUAAAAAACAACCAUGGGAAAUAGCUAUAAAACCAGUGGGCCUUUCCAGGUACGAACCCAAGUUGUUCUCCAAUAUAAAAUCAUUGCAGAGGUCCUAAUUUGCAUUUUGAUAUUUUUUUUUUCAAAAUCGAUUAGAACAUGCUGUUUAAAAUGUCAUUCUCCUGACAUUAUAAGAGGAUUCGUGCUUCCACUGUGCCAAGAAGCUUGACUGCUUAUAGGUUCUGGGUUUAUUGUAGCAGUUUGUUUAUGCAUCAUCACUGGUUAUACUUAAUAUUCACAAACAACAGUGAGGAACAAUCAGUGUACCACUCUUCUAAAACUGAGAAUGUUUUGGUUUUUUUUUAAACUGUGUUAGAACAGCUUAAAGUUAAGGCUGAAACGUGUCACAGAAAGCUGUGUAAACUUGCAGAUGCCAUUUUUAUUUGUCUGAAAACUUGGAAAUUAACAGAGUUUAAAAUGUCUGAAGCGUACAUAAGAAAUUCAAAUUAUAGUGGGAACAGAAAUAAAAGUUUCUAAAUCCCUGGAUACACCCUGGGGAUAGCUUAUG